This is a messenger RNA of Alosa sapidissima (American shad), 1059 nucleotides long. Its product is annotated as olfactory receptor 2A12-like. Gene Ontology annotation, molecular function: olfactory receptor activity. Bases 370 to 1059 code for a protein of 229 amino acids. Gene Ontology annotation, biological process: G protein-coupled receptor signaling pathway. Lineage: Eukaryota; Metazoa; Chordata; Actinopteri; Clupeiformes; Clupeidae. The transcript is spliced from 3 exons. Gene Ontology annotation, cellular component: membrane. The record is from RefSeq and is a predicted model, not a curated record.
UUAAACACCCAACAGCUUGAUCGUUUUGUUUGAGCUCAUGACUAACUCCCAAUCGUACCAGACUCCAUCUGUAGGUUUGGUCUACUCAAUUGUGUUCUUAUUGGGUGCAACUGAAAAAGAUAGGGAGUUCUGUUCCCAGCUUUAGAUAGGAGCCUGACCUUUACAUGCCCAAAAAAUAGCUGGAUGGAGCUGCUGGCAUGGUGACUGAUUAGAGGCAUGUGUUACCUUAGAAACAUGGAAAGGCAAGAGACAAUAACUGCUCCUCCUUCAUGACACAUCCACAUUAUAUAAAUUACACAAAUCAACUUCUUGGGAGUCAUUCUCUGGUAGGCCACCACCUUGGCAGAUUCCAAGGUAUCAUAUGUAAGAAUGCUACAUGAAAACCGAACAACAAUCAAAGAGUUUAUCCUUGUGGGCUUUCCAACACUCCACCCUGACUAUUAUGGCCUGAUCGCAUUUAUAUUUUGUAUUGUAUAUCCUAUGCUGAUGAAAAAUCGCACUAUGACCAUCCUAAACGGUUUUGCCUGGAUUCUAUCCAUGGCUCCUGUAAGUAUCUCAUCAACCUACACCUACAUGCUUCCAUAUUGUGGGCCCAAUCGAAUCUAUCAAUGUUAUUGUGAUCAACAUUCCAUAAUGACCCAAGCAUGUGCUGACUACAGUUAUGAGAUAAUGAUUUCUUUCACAUUAGCUAUGCUGGUACUUCUGAUACCCCUGGCUUUCAUUGUCUACACUUAUGUCCAUAUAAUUAUCACUGUAUCGAAAAUAUCCAGUUCACAGAGUCGAUGGAAAACUUUCUCCACCUGCAGCACACAAAUAUGCAUUAUCAGUCUUUACUAUCUACCACGCUGCACUGUCUAUAUUUUCAACAUGGCAGGUAUCUCCAUGAACCAAGAUACCCGCAUUACACUUAUCCUUUUCUACAGUCUGUUUCCUCCUCUUAUAAACCCCUUCAUUUACUGCCUGAGAACAAAAGAGAUCAAACUGGCACUGGCUCGCUGGUUUAGAAUGAGGAAUAUUAGCAAGAAGUUCUCCAUUGCUGCUAUGCCUUUAAUGAUGUGA